UUCUUAAUCUAUUAGUGGAUUAAGUGUGAAUACUGGCCUUAGGAUAUAAUUCCAAAACAAGGAGCAAGUGUCAAUCAAGAAGAAGAAAAAAUUCACUUACAAAAACAUAAGAAAAACAUCAAUUAUUAACCAGAAGUAAUCCCUAUCGGUAAUGGGUUUCACCAAGUGCACAAAUUCGCUCUUCUUUUUGAUCAUACUAUGUUUUCUUUUUUCAGAUGUUGGUGCUGCCACAAACACCAUCACCUCAUCUCAGUUCAUCAAGGACCCUGAAACUAUAACCUCCAGAGGUGGUAACUUCACCUUGGGGUUCUUCACCCCUCAGAAUUCUACAAACCGCUACGUUGGAAUUUGGUGGCAGCCCAAAUUCACUGUCAUAUGGGUGGCUAACAGAAACCAACCCCUGAGAGAUUCUUCUGGAGUUGUUACCAUUUCUGAAGAUGGCAAUCUUGUGGUAUUGAAUGGGCAGAAACAGGUUAUUUGGUCAUCAAAUGUGUCCAAUAUUGGAUCCAACUCUAGUUCCAAACUCUUAGAUUCUGGGAAUCUUGUACUACUUGAAAGCACAACAGAAACCAACAUAUGGGAGAGUUUCCAACAUCCUUCCAAUGCAAUGUUACCCAAUAUGAAGCUUACAACUAGCAAAGUUACAGGUGAGAAAGUAAAACUAACUUCAUGGAAAAGCCCUUUUGAUCCAUCCAUUGGGAGCUUCUCUUUAAGUGUUGAACGCCUUAGUAUACCUGAAGUGUUCAUUUGGAAUGAAACUCGCCCAUUCUGGCGCACUGGUCCGUGGAAUCGUAAGGCCUUUACAGGGCUUCCCUACAUGACAUCAUUUUAUCUUACUGGGGUACAGAUUGCAGAUGAUGGGCAAGCAAAUGUUGAAUUCUUUUUUACAAAAAUAGAAGAGGUGGGCUUGUUAAUCUAUGUUCUGAAUUCAACAGGCAAUUGUGAAGAGAGAUGGUGGAAUGAAGAGAAGAUGGAUUGGGCAGUAACAUGGAAUAGUCAUCAAUUUGAGUGUGACGUUUAUGGUGUGUGUGGUCCUUUUGCGAUCUGUAAUUCACAGAGCUCACCAAUAUGUAGCUGUUUGAAAGGGUUUGAGCCAAGGAACAGAGAGGAAUGGAAUAGACAGAACUGGACUAGUGGAUGUGUUAGGAGCACAAGUUUGCAGUGUGUAAGAGUCAACAGCCAGAACACAAGUGCAGAUAAUAAAGCAGAUGGCUUUUUGAAACUGUCAAUGGUCAAAGUUCCAGAUUUUGCAGAUGGGUCAUCUCUCAGUCUUCAACCAGACACUUGCAGAAGCCGAUGCUUGGAGAAUUGUUCUUGUGUAGCAUAUUCAUAUGAUGCUGAUAUUGGUUGCAUGUCUUGGACUGGAAAUCUAAUUGAUAUACAACAAUUCUCAAACGGUGGACUUGAUCUUUAUGUUCGUGUAGCCUACACUGAACUUGAUAAGAAAAGAAACAGGACAAUCAUCAUUACUAUUAUUACAGUGACAACAGGAAUUGCCUUAAUUGUCCUUUGUGCGUACAUCAUUUGGAGAAGGAUUCCUAAUCACCAGGUAAGUGGGAUCCUCAAAGGAUUCCUCCAAUUUAAUGGAGGAGGUGGAGCACCGGCAGAAUAUUCAAGUGACAAUGUAUUUGGAGAUCUGUCACAAGUCAAACUCCAGGAGCUAUUAAUACUUAAUUUUGGAAAGCUUGUAACUUCCACAAACAACUUUCAUCCAUCUAACAAACUUGGAGAGGGUGGUUUUGGUCCAGUAUACAAGGGUAAAUUGCCAGAUGGUCAGGAAAUUGCUGUUAAAAGACUUUCUAAGACAUCUGGACAGGGUCUAGAAGAAUUCAUGAAUGAAGUGGUGGUCAUUUCCAAGCUUCAACACCGCAAUCUUGUAAGACUUCUUGGCUGUUGCACUACAGGGGAGGAAAAGAUGUUGAUUUAUGAGUACAUGCCAAAUAAAAGCUUGGACGCAUACAUCUUUGAUCCAUCAAAAACUAAAGUCCUUGAUUGGAGAAAACGCUUUAGCAUUAUAGAGGGAGUGGCUCGAGGAAUGCUUUAUCUUCAUAGAGAUUCCAGGCUAAAAAUCAUCCACAGGGACUUGAAGGCAAGUAAUAUCUUGUUAGAUGUGGAUCUAAAUCCAAAAAUAUCAGACUUUGGUAUGGCAAGAAUCUUUGGUGGGAAUGAGGAUCGGGCUAAUACCAGAAGAGUUGUUGGAACAUAUGGUUAUAUGUCUCCAGAAUAUGCGAUGCAAGGACAAUUUUCUGAAAAAUCAGAUGUCUUUAGCUUUGGAGUUUUGCUAUUGGAGAUUGUUAGUGGAAGACGGAAUUCUAGCUUUUAUGAUGAAGAGAAUUCUCUUACUCUUUUAGGAUUUGCCUGGAUUCAGUGGACAGAACACAAUAUUUCAUCUCUAAUAGAUGAAGGAAUAUAUGAUCCUAGUCUUCAUAAAUAUAUUUUUAGGUGCAUACACAUAGGACUUCUAUGUGUACAAGAAUUUGCUGCAGAUAGGCCCUCUAUGGCUGCUGUAAUUUCAAUGCUUAACAGUGAGAUUCUGGAUCUUCCUCCACCAACGAAACCUGCAUUCACUCUGAGACAAAAUAUGUUAAGUUCAAUGUCCUUUGUAAGAAGCAAUGGCCUGAACUCCCUUAACUCUGUCAGCAUUUCGGACAUCCAAGGCAGAUAGAAAACCAAGUGCUCAAGAAAUGGAGAUUAUGUUAAUACUACAAAAGGUUGCUGAAAAUUAGACCAUUGUAGGUGUUACCUUUGUUUUCUUUUUUUGGUCCAAAGGUAUACGUUGGAAGGGCUAUUUAGAGAGAACUUUGAAGUCUUUUAAGUUCCACUGAUCGGAAAAAGUUAGUGGAAAAAGUUCAGUAUUAUGAUGAAAGCAUAUAAGGAUUUAAGAUCCAUUGUUUGGAUAAAAAAUAAUAUAGAAAGGAAGGGAAUGGAAGGAGUUGGAACUUGUACAAUCUGAUUCCAUCAUUUCUUAUGUAUUGUAUAAUCCCUUAUUCAGUUUCUAUAACCAAGUUAUAAGAACGACAACUCUGUUUACAUUUAUUCA
This is a messenger RNA of Cajanus cajan (pigeon pea), 3040 nucleotides long. Lineage: Eukaryota; Viridiplantae; Streptophyta; Magnoliopsida; Fabales; Fabaceae. The record is from RefSeq and is a predicted model, not a curated record.